Messenger RNA from Salpingoeca rosetta, 2316 nucleotides. RefSeq lists its product as uncharacterized. The coding region runs from base 268 to 1920 and encodes 550 amino acids. The transcript has 4 exons. Lineage: Eukaryota; Choanoflagellata; Craspedida; Salpingoecidae. The record is from RefSeq and is a predicted model, not a curated record.
CGGCGCCAAGAUGCAUCCAAGCCAGCGAUCAUGUGCGCUCUCGCCGUCGCUGGCAGUUUGGACUGCUACUGCUACUACCACUGCCGCUUGCAGCCAUUGCUGGCGAGUGCCUCACAAUUUGAGCAGUACGAACAACAGCACCAACAGCACCAGCACCACAACCAUCCCAGGACCUCACUUCAGUUGACACAAGUCUGACGCCGGCCCUGCCGUGUCUGCGUGCUCCACUUGAGCAGCAACACCAUCGCUCAGUGUUGAUCGUCGACAAUGAAUCCUCUGGACCACUCCUCCUUCGCCAAAAAGCUCGACGGCAGUGCCAACGAUGGCGGCACUGACGUGCAUGCAGGCAUGUAUGAGCAAGGCAUCUCCUCACAAGCCACAGACGUUGACCUCCAGCCAUCGCCCGGCACUUCCAGUGCAAAAGUAACAACAGAUGGCAGUACACCGCUCCCUGCUGACCUCCAGUCCGUGGAUAAAGCAGAUGCCAUGGCCAGCACUGCACACCGCAGUCUUGCGGGCCACGACACUGGUGAACCGCGUGCAUGCAUGCAUGCAUCCACCCCGGUCACGAGCACCGCCACCACCGGGUCCUCAUCCUCGUCCUCCUCGUCCUCCUCGUCAUCGUCAUCUGCCCGGCUGACUUCAAUGCUGGCGCGCACGCACCAGCAAGCUGGGGAGCACAACGGCAACACCCAGGCGCCAGCCACAUCUCCAGCCGUUGGACCAGCACUGGUGGAGCACGCCACCGUGGCAGCCGAAGCCAACCAACGCGCUGGCACCCAUCAAGCGCCCACCACGCUUGCCGUCGGCACACCUCCGCCGCCAGUUGUCGCCCCAUCCCGUGGCGAAGGUGAGCCGGAUGGCUCCGGCGAUGCCGAGGACGUUGGAUUGCACCAUGGAGACGGUGGUAACGGCAGCAACGGCGAUGGCAGCGACCAUGCCGGCAGUGACAAUGACGCCGAUCACAGCAGCGUUUCCGUGUGGAGCUCCGACAUCGUCAACACCAGCGGUCGCUACAACCUCAGCACCAGCACCAGCUCAGACAACGAUGAUAACACCCCUGCCAGGGACGGCAACCGGCACCGCCUUUACCGCCGCCACCACGGCCGUCAUCGCCACCACCUCCGCAACGAGGAUGGUGGUGCCUCUGGUGACGAAGCUGUUGGUGUCGCCCUGGGCGACAAUGCAGGAGACGCGGGUUCCGACAGCGAAAACAGCCGCGACGGCCUUGAAAGCUACAUUGAAAUCUCCAGCGACCACUUUGGCGGCUUUGAUGCCGGCCACCAUGAUGAGGAACGCGGUCAUGUCGUCGACAAUCGCGACGACAUUGGUCAUGCAUAUGAGGCUGAUGACGAUUAUGAGGGCGACGAUGACGACAGCUUUGAUCAUCCUCACAGCGGCUUGGACAACAACAUCAACGACUUGGUUGAGCUUGGUGGCUUGCGUGGGAUUGACGGAAACCGCAACGACCACCACAACAACAGCGACAGCGAUGACGCAAACGACCACGAGCACGACCACGAGCACAACCACAACGUCUUCAACUUUGACUUCAACAGCUUUGGCUUCAACGACGACGCGUUCAACUUUGACUUCAGCAACGUUGACCUGAACGACCAACGCAACGACGACCCCGACGACCCCGACGACCUUCGGUUUGAGGAAUACUACGUCGAUGAGAGCACGGGCGUGCGUCGCGUCCUGAACCUGUCCGAUAUUGUGCUCCCGCACGGGGACAGGUCCACCCCUUCACUGAGCUCGGGCGAGAUAGCCACCAUCACCUCUGCCGUGUCCCUCAACCCGAGUCUCACGGAGGAGGAAGAUGCCACAGAGGAGACGCCAAUGAGCGAUGAUCCCAGGCCGCGCCGCCACAGCUUGGGCAGCCCGCCGGCCCCGCCAACACACCCGCGCCAGCACUGAUGGUGCUGGCGCAUUUCAUGCAUGCACCCCCAUGUGCUCAUGUCUUCGCUGGCUGGAAUAUGCCUAAGGUCUUGCUUUGACCACUUGCUGUUUGCACAUCGACGUUGGUCACUGAAUGAACUGUGGAGGGAAACGGGUGGAUGGGUGGUGGGGGGUGAGUCCUAUGAUUGUGUGGGCUUGUUUUUUUUUUUUUCUCUCUCUGCCUCUGUCUUGGUUCUCUUUCCUUUUUGUUUUCUUCCUAUGCUUGGCGUUUGUUCGCACUCCGUUCGUCCGUUAUGUGUUCCUGAGAGCAUGAGGGAGUUUCCCUCUCAAUCAAUGAUAUGCAUGUCGUUCUUCUGAGCAACAUCUUGUUGGAAUGCCUGUUCGUGUCCUCGCAAUUAAACGGCCUCAAACAUG